Molecule: messenger RNA, 3359 nt
Organism: Callorhinchus milii (elephant shark)
Lineage: Eukaryota; Metazoa; Chordata; Chondrichthyes; Chimaeriformes; Callorhinchidae
Gene: ripk1l
Product: receptor (TNFRSF)-interacting serine-threonine kinase 1, like
Exons: 13
Coding region: 453-2540 (695 amino acids)
Biological process (GO): signal transduction; protein phosphorylation
Molecular function (GO): JUN kinase kinase kinase activity; protein binding; ATP binding
Source: RefSeq, a predicted model, not a curated record
GGUUGUUGUUGUUGUUGUUGUUGUUAUGUGGCAUAUGUUGACACGCGUUCACGGUUACUAAGGAAGCAAAAGACGAUCACCAGAAAAAGAAAGCAGGUCACAGAGAGCCACCUUUGCUCUGCUGGAGGCUGUGGGGAGGCUGUGGGGAGGCCGGUGUUUGCUGGCGUGACCUGAGAUCCCUUGUCAUAUGGGUGGGGUGAGGGGUCACCAGGCGGGACUGGGAGCCGCGGAAGGCAACAGAGUGAGGAGGCGACACAUUGUACGGAGUUGGGGAUACAAUGUGACGCGCCUCUCCUCCCGGACACUCCGCGCAGGAAGUAAAUAGUGUAAGCUGCACCUUAUGGACUGAUCCAGGGCAGUACAAGGCAGCCUGGAGAUCCUCUUCAGGCCUGGUCACAGCAAAAGACGCUAACCAGUUAUGAUCAAAGUCUGAAAGCCCAGUAAGAACAGCCAUGUCUUUAGAUAAAAUCCGCAUUGACUCCACUGAGCUGAUUGAGAAGAAGCCCCUAGACGCUGGAGGCUUUGGAAUGGUCUCGCUGUGUUUCAGCAAGAAUCAUGGACUUGUUGUUCUCAAAACCGUGUACACAGGACCACAGCGAACAGAAUUCAAUUCUUCCCUCCUGGAGGAAGGAAAAAUGAUGCACAGGUUGAAUCAUGAUCGGGUUAUAAAGCUGAUCGGAGUUAUUUUGGAAGAAGGCAAUUACUCACUUGUCAUGGAAUUCAUGGAAAAUGGGAAUUUGCUACAGCUUUUAAAAUGUGUGUCUGUGCCAUUAUCUGUGAAAGGAAGGAUAACUUUGGAAAUUAUUGAAGGAAUGGCUUAUCUAAAUGAACAGCAAAUUGUGCACAAAGAUCUGAAACCUGAAAACAUCUUGGUGGAUGCAGAUUAUCACAUCAAGAUCGCAGAUCUUGGUGUAGCAACUUUUAAAACCUGGAGCAGGCUGACGGAAGAGCAAAACCGAAGGUCCAAUUUAGGCAUCCAGCCCAAGAACAAUGCGGGUACUCUCUGCUACCUGGCUCCCGAGCACCUGCAAUCGCUGAAUACCAAACCCACGGAGAAAUCUGAUGUCUACAGUUUCUCAAUCGUGGUCUGGGUCAUCAUGACCAAUAAGGAACCAUAUGAAAAUGCAGUAAAUGACACUCAGAUCUAUCAUCUAGUCCUUAAUGGAGAUCGUCCCGAUGUAAACGAGCUUCCUAAUGAGGCACCAGAGGAGAUUGUAAACUUAAUGCAACAGUGCUGGGAAAACAAGCCUGAGAGCAGGCCAACCUUUAAAGAAUGUAAUCAUAAAUUAAGGCCAUUCUAUGAAGAAAAGCUAAGUGAAGACAUUACUACAGAUAUAGAAACAUUAAGAGAAUUAACCCGGGUGAAGCCAACUGCUCCAAGAGAACUGGUUAAAAGAAUGCAGUCUCUUCAAAUGGAUAGUAAUGCAGAACUGCCAAGCCAUGCUACAAAAGAUGAUCCAAAUUCCUUACAUAGCUCACAAGGAAACGCUGCCAGUGGCCACAUUGCGGAGGACUCAUUCGCUCCAGCAAAAUUGAACGAGCCUUCUGAGGAAGAGUAUAACAGCCAAGCUUUACCUCCUCUCUUGAGGAAGCUGGAUGAUGAAUACAAUUACCACAUGUACGGCAGCCGUCUAGACAACGUGUGCUCACAAUAUCCUGAGAGCCAAUUCAAUCAGAUCAUGGAGGAAAGAAGCAGGAGAGUUUCAAAUGAACCCGUGUUCACAAACCAGUUUUCUGCUAAAAUGUUCCACACCAACCUUUUGGCAGGGUUACACAGUGCUCCAAUGUCUUCUAGCACCCAGAAUUUGGGGGCUCACCCUGAUCUUUACCAGGGGGCAGCCACUUAUGACAGCCUUUGUAAACCAGCCAAGGAGGAGACCAGCGCGUAUGCAACUAAAACAAGCCCAGUAGGUAUCCCUAUGACACAGGGGGAGAUUGCACAAAGAGGUCUGGGCACCAUUCCCAUUUCAGAAACUGGUAGCCUGCAUGUUGAACGGCAAUUGAGGACUCCCCUAUGGCAGGAGCAUACAAGACCAGGGAAUGUUGCUUGGAAUACUGCAAACACCAUUGGAUCUGACUCUAACUUGAACUUUGUUGACCCAGAAUCAACAUCAAGAAUCUUUGUAUCAAACACCAAGACUGUUCAGAUCGGUUCCAAUAACGUUCUGAAUAUUGAAAAACAGGUUUUCAACAAGAAAAAGAAGAAAAAUUCUGCAGUGCCAAAUGCACCUCAAAGAGCGGAACACUUGGAAAUUUUUAAUGACCGGAGCCCAGUUAAAGAUUCUCAUCUUGACCUCUUGCGCUCAGAGCUCGGGAAAGAUUGGAAACACUGCGCUCGAAAGCUUGGCUUCAGGGAGUCGGAAAUUGAUGAAAUUGAUCAUGACUACGAGAGGGACGGACUGAAGGAGAAAGUUUACCAAAUGUUGCACAAGUGGCAGAUGAAAGAAGGUGGAAAAGGCGCUACUGUCAACAAACUGGCUCAAGCCCUCCAAUCCUGCAAGAGGUUUGACCUAACUCUCAGUCUGCAGAACUGUGCCUAGGGCUUUGCCCAGUUUUCAAUGAGAGGACCACUGCUAUCUGGAUCUGUGGGCACACACAAGACAUGCACAAGUGUUAACCACUUUAAAAUCCCUGGUUACAUGCAUUACGUGUGAUAGUAUUCAGCUAACAAAUCUUUUUAACUUCUGGAACAGUAAAGAGUUCUCUGGCUGCUCAAUCUGGAGCUACCAGAUUUGGAGUUUUAGCGGCUGUUGCAUCUGUCAAGGACAUGACAAUCAUUUGUCCUGUGCAGCCAAUUGGCUUGGUCAUUCCCUUUGGUAUGGAGUACAAAGGAACGCUGUAUGUUUUGUCCCAAUUUAUGUUUUGUGAAGGGAUAGCAGCAGCCUCCCAUGCUUCUGGAGAUUACUACGUUUAUUACCGAUAUCUUUAGAAGAACAUCCGUUACUCCACAAGGGUUAUAUGUUUGCACUUUCCAUACCAAGAGUGGGAUCGCCAAUGUUAUAUUGAACUCUGGUUAGUUCUCUGGAUCUGGUCUAAGUCUGUCCCAAUUUCAGUUAACGCCAGCAGGACCCAACACUGCCUUUUGUAUCAAGUAUAUUUUUUAAAUUAUAAAACCUAGAAUAUGGGUAAAGAGUACAACAACCACAAAUUGCAUUUAUAGAACACCUUUCACGUCGGCAGAAUGUCCCAAUGUGCUGAAAUGCUGAAAACAAACAUAAUGUAAGCGUUUCAUGUGCUACCUAAAGUGUUUAGUGCUACCUAAAAUUGGCAUCUAUCUCACAUCAGCAAACCAUGUGGUUACAGGGAGAUAACACCACUGUCUUUGUAAUGUGGCAAAAUAAAUAAAAAUAUGCAAUGCG